GCUCGCAAGCGCAUUCCCUGUGGAUUAGAGCAGCCCAAGUGUAAGCAGUGUGGGGGUGUUUGCCCAUGUGAUCGGCACUCCGAUGAGUCCUUGACUACCCACAGCGCACAAGGUCCUUCUGUCUGUCACCAAGGUGAAAAUGCUUUGAGUCACUCAUCACAGCCAAGUGACCGUAAGGAAGUGCAGACACAAAAGAAAAGCCAUACGUGUCAGGAGUGUGGGAAAGUAUUUUCUAAACCCUCAGUCCUUACAAGGCACAUGAGUAUUCAUAGUGGAGAGAAGCCAUUUACAUGUCAGGAGUGUGGGAAGGCCUUCAGUUACCCCUUAUCCCUCAGGAGGCACAUGAAUUUUCAUACCGGAGAGAAACUUUAUACGUGCCAAGAAUGUGGGAAAGCCUUUGCUCGAGCCUCACACCUUACUAGACACAUGCAUGUUCAUACAGGCGAGAAGCCUUAUGCAUGUCAGGAGUGCGGGAAGGCUUUUGCUCAGUCCUCACAACUUACCAGGCACGUAAAUAUUCACACUGGGAAGAAGCCUUACGUAUGUCAGGAGUGUGGGAAGGCUUUCUCUCGAUCCUCACACCUGUGUGGGCACAAGAAAAUCCAUACAGGAGAGAAACCUUACACAUGUCAGGAGUGUGGGAAGGCCUUCGCUCAGUCCUCUCAACUUACGAGGCACAUGAGCAUUCACACAGGAGAGAAACCUUAUUCAUGUCAGGAGUGUGGGAAGGCAUUUGCUCAGUCUUCCAACCUUUUAGUACACAAGAAAAUUCAUACAGGAGAGAAGCCUUAUUCAUGUCGGGAAUGUGGGAAAGCCUUCACCCAAUCCUCAUACCUUACGAUGCACAUGAAUAUUCAUACUGGAAAGAAGCCUUAUACAUGUCAGGAGUGCGGGAAGGCCUUUGCUCAAUAUUCAGGCUAUACUAGCCAUUUGAAUGUUCACAAGGGAAAGAAGCCUUAUACAUGUCAGGAGUGCGGGAAGGACUUUGCUCAAUAUUCAGGCCUUUUUGUGCACAAGAAAAUCCAUACAGGAGAGAAGCCCUAUUCCUGUCAGGAGUGUGGGAAGGCCUUCGCUCAAUAUUCAGGCCUUUUUGUGCACAAGAAAAUUCAUAUGGAAGAGAAGCCUUAUUCAUGUCAGGUAUGUGAGAAGGCAUUCAAACAAUCCUCACAGCUUAGUAGGCACAUGAAUAUUCAUACAGGAAAGAAGCCUUUUACGUGUCAGGAAUGUGGGAAGGCCUUCACUCAAUUUUCAAACCUUUAUGUGCACAAGAAAAUUCACUCAGGAGAAAAGCCCUUUUCAUGUCAGAAGUGUGGGAAGGCCUUCACUCAGUCCUCACACCUUACUAGACACAUGAAUGUUCAUACUGGAGAGAAACCUCAUCCGUGUCAGGAGGUUGGGAAGACCGUUGCUCAAUAUUCAGACCUUGCGCACAAGAAAGUCCAUGGAGAGAAGCCUUAUGCAUGCCUGGACUGUGGGAAGGCCUUUGCCUUUACAUCAGGCCUUCGUAGACAUAUGACAAUUCAUUCUGGAGAGAAACGUGCAUUGCGUAAGUAGAGUGGGAAGUCCUUUACUCCUGUUCAAAGCUUUUCAUACAUGUGAAAAUUAUAUUUGGAGGUCUGAACAACCAUAGAACAUGGUUGGACUUGCACAUCUUGCCCAGGUUUGAUCUCAAAUCCUAUAUUCCAAGCACACUGACAGUGAUUUUAGAGUGCAGAGCCAAAGCAAAAGCACCACAGUGUGGUUCCCCCCAAAAGAAAAUUUAAACGUUGGAGGGGGGAAUCAUGGCUUAUAGGGUACAUAUUUACUUCUGCAUAAAAAAUGCAUAUUUGGGGCCAGAACAAU
This is a messenger RNA of Suncus etruscus (white-toothed pygmy shrew), 1842 nucleotides long. RefSeq names its product zinc finger protein OZF-like. The record is from RefSeq and is a predicted model, not a curated record. The annotation marks the transcript as partial. Lineage: Eukaryota; Metazoa; Chordata; Mammalia; Eulipotyphla; Soricidae. The transcript has a single exon.